Molecule: messenger RNA, 844 nt
Organism: Hydra vulgaris (swiftwater hydra)
Lineage: Eukaryota; Metazoa; Cnidaria; Hydrozoa; Anthoathecata; Hydridae
Source: RefSeq, a predicted model, not a curated record
AGAAAAAAAGACAAUAUAAAUAUUAAAUUAUGAUAACAUUUUGAUGCCUGAAUAUUUUGGAAUUUUUAUUAGUUUCCGUGGUAAUUUUAUAAACUAACAAAUUGUCGUAUUUGCGGAAGACAUAUUGUCGUAAUUUUAAAUUCUCUGCUCUGUGUUCUGUGUAUCUGGUGUAUCCAUAACAUUCUAUAAAAGAAACCAAGAUGCCAAGAUCAACAAGACUUAAAACAAAGGCUUAUCUUUUUGAAGAAAAGGAUCUUAUAGAAAACCUACCAGAAAUAAUGUUUUCAACAAAUAAAGACAUUAUUAUCUACUUUCAGUUUAGAAGAUCUGGAGACAAAAUAACUCCAACAAAAAAGCUGAUUGCUUGUACCAUUGGUCAUCAAACAGCAAAGUGUUCUGGUCUUGGUAGCUGUCCUGAAAACUGCAUUAUGUUUGCAGUUAAGAAACCUUGGAUAGACGGAGGAUACGAGGAUGGGAUACUCACUGACCCAUUUAUAAGGAAGCAUAUCACUGAUCUGAUCAACAGCUGGGAGAGUUUAAAGAAAAGUAAGUGUAAGAACUCGAAAGAAGCAGGAAAAGCUUGACAAGAUUUCAAAAAAAAAGGAAAUAAGGUUUUCUGGGUUGCUAAACCAAAUAUCCAAGAUAUUCUAAAGAAGACAAGCCUUAAUAAGGUCUCGUAUCGUACUGAUAUGAAAUUUUUGAGAGAUCAAAAGGCCAGACGUAAAAUGACUCUGGGUAAAAAAGACAAGCUAUAUAACCGGAGGGUUGAGAAGAGAGAACAGAGAAGAUUGAAACAUCCACAGUUAGUACAUAGUGUUGAACAGUUUUCUCAGAGAGAUGAUUU